This is a messenger RNA of Coniophora puteana RWD-64-598 SS2, 1073 nucleotides long. RefSeq names its product glycosyltransferase family 8 protein. The transcript is spliced from 4 exons. Lineage: Eukaryota; Fungi; Basidiomycota; Agaricomycetes; Boletales; Coniophoraceae. Gene Ontology annotation, molecular function: glycosyltransferase activity. The coding region runs from base 32 to 964 and encodes 310 amino acids. The record is from RefSeq and is a predicted model, not a curated record.
AUUGCACGUACAUACUGACAGCGACUCGAAGAUGGAGAAGCCAUGCGUCUAUGUGACAUUAUUGACCAGGCUCGAGUACUUGCCAGGGGUGCUUGUCCUCGAGCACACGCUUCGUGCAACAGGGUCAAAGUUUCCUCUCGUGGUCAUGGUGACUUCAGCCCUUUCUCAAGAAGCCAAGGAUAUUCUCCGCCGAAGGCAAAUUCGGACGGAGAACAUUGAAAGCCUCCUUCCGCCCAAGGGACGUCAUGCCUUAGCGUCCCAUGACUCUCGCUUCGCAGACACAUGGACUAAAUUACGAGCUUUCGGUUUGACCAAGUAUCGUCGCGUAGUUCUGCUCGACGCGGAUAUGAUCAUUAUGAGGAACAUGGACGAGUUAAUGGAACUCGUCCUGUCCUCAGGCAACAUCGCAGCCUGUCAUGUCUGUGCCUGCAAUCCUCGCAAGCUAGCCCACUACCCGUCAGACUGGAUCCCAGAAAAUUGUGCUUACACACCUUUGGUCCAUCCAUCAUGUCUCACUUCUCCCCCCGUCAUUACGCCAAGUAGUCCACGCCCUUACACACAACUCAACUCCGGCUUGGUGGUGCUAGAACCUUCGCUGGAGCUAGCCAACAGCAUAUAUAACCAUCUCGCUACUUCACCCAAUAUCCAUACAUGGACUUUCCCUGAUCAAGAUCUUCUGUCAGACUUCUUUCAAGGCAGCUGGACGCCCCUACCAUGGUGCUAUAACGCGCUCAAGACCUUGAUGGUCAUUCAUUCAGCUCUGUGGAGAGAUGAGGAGAUUAGAUGCCUGCAUUACAUUCUAGCAGAUAAGCCUUGGAAAGCAAGAGUCCCUCCGGGUGGUACAGGUAGCGUUUAUGACAAGGUACAUCGGUGGUGGUGGGAUAGGUUCGUCGGACUAAGAGAGGAGAUGCAAACUAGCCAGGAAGAUUGGGCGCUGGUUUGGGCGAAUGUGGCACCAGCCUAACGAGUUCUUGAGAAUGACGAAGCACACUUGCAUGAUAAUACUCAUCCGAUCAGACACACUUUUGUACUCUUACAUUUAUCAUAGACGCCAAGCGACAUGAACUUCGUCG